AUGAAACUGUAUGCCCACACGCUAUUCAUUGCUGCUGCGAGCCUGUUCGUCUCGGCAAGCUCAGCAGCCGACAAAGGGUUUUGCUAUGACGGGUACCGUGCCGGCCCACCCAAAAAAUGCCAUGGCAAUAAGGUAGGCACUGAUGUGACGCACGCGGAGUGUGUAAGACUAGACAAUGGAAAGUGUUGGUCAAAACGAAAUGGAAUUAAUGUGCCUGGCAGCGACGCUCGUGAAGGAGCCUGCUUUGAAGUUUACGUUCCUGGGCAACCCCCAAGGUGCGACGGUACCUUCUAUCCCGGCCAAAAGAGCAAGCACGAGUGCUUGUGUGAGCACGGAGGCAUGUGCUGGAUCUCUCCUGGCGGAAGCGCAGAAAGGACGACGGCCGGUCGUCGUCGAACUAUGCUGCGACAAUUGCAAGCUGAUCCCUCUUGCCCCUCCGGUGAUGUCGAUUGCAUUUGUGAGGACCCAACAGUUGGAGGAGAGUGCGAUCUUGUAUUGAUGGACGCUCCCGCGAUCAACCUAACUGUCCAUAUCAGAACACAGAUUCGAUAUCAAUACAGUUACAUUACUUCCGCCGCUGUCAGGCUCGACGACGAAGUUCUCGAAGUAGCUGGCUGGGGUGAAUACGUACUCAAUGGAGUUGACAUGGUCGAAAGCAGUACUGAUCUUUUGUUUGCCGGCCGGAAUCUCACGCAUGUUCAGCGCAACAAGAAGGAGCACAUCUUUGAUGUAGCGCUGAAUGAUUGGGAACAUCUCUCCCUGAAGACCUUCAAAGAUUGGGUUUCUGUCAAAGUUUCUCCUUCCACCCCCGAUCAUUUUGAAACAAGCGUUGGGCUCUUGGGUCAGUACAAGACAGGCGAAAAGCUUGGUAGGGACGGUGAAACGGUUUUCUCGAAUGACAAUGAGUUUGGGCAGGCGUGGCAAGUGAGAGCCGGCAAAGAACCCAUGCUAUUCCAGAGCGUUCGUUCUCCGCAGUAUCCAGAACCUUGUCGCCUACCCGAUAUUACCAAGACAGGUCGCCGCCUCGGUAUGGGUAUUCCGCAGGAAUCUGCCGAAAAAGCCUGCGCUGGUUGGCGGGCUGAUAAGGAACGCUGCAUUGAAGAUGUGCUCAAGAGCGGAGACUUGGAGAUGGCCGAAGCCGGCGGAUACUGA
Messenger RNA from Seminavis robusta, 1152 nucleotides. The record is from the annotation of a GenBank genome assembly. NCBI's taxonomy places the organism in Eukaryota, Bacillariophyta, Bacillariophyceae, Naviculales, Naviculaceae.